This is a messenger RNA of Solea senegalensis (Senegalese sole), 4553 nucleotides long. RefSeq names its product desmoglein-2-like. Gene Ontology annotation, cellular component: plasma membrane; desmosome. The record is from RefSeq and is a predicted model, not a curated record. Gene Ontology annotation, molecular function: calcium ion binding. NCBI's taxonomy places the organism in Eukaryota, Metazoa, Chordata, Actinopteri, Pleuronectiformes, Soleidae. Gene Ontology annotation, biological process: homophilic cell-cell adhesion.
UCAUCCGUGCUGAGUCGUCGGCACACUCAGUGGAAGGACAGACGGACUUGACAUCCCCUGCACACAGGCCAGAAAUGGUCCUCCUGCUGCUGCUGGUAGUGCUGACUCUCAGCGCUGAGGCCAAGGGGGAGAAUAAGACACUUGUGAGGAAGAAGAGAGCGUGGAUUCUUCCUCCUUCCAAGUUGAUGGAGAACAUAGACUACACCCACAAGCCAUUCAUCGCCAAGAUUCGCUCCGAUCAUGACCUCACUACAAAAGUGGAUUACUAUCUUUCUGGACCGGGAGCAGACAAACCACCCAUCAACCUCUUUUUGGUGAACCAUGAAACAGGCUUUGUUACCAUCACUGGUAUCCUGGACCGCGAGGAAUAUCCAACCUACAACUUGACUGGAGUUGCUAAAUACAGAAAUGGAAGUGUAGCAGAAGAGAACAUCCCGCUGGUGGUCACAGUCCUAGACCAGAAUGACAACUCUCCAUAUUUUGAGCAGCAAUCUGGGAGCAUCAAAGAGGCAAGCAAACCAGGAACCUUUGUCAUGCAGAUUGUGGGGAAAGAUAAGGACCAAGCAGGACAUAUUAAUUCAGAGAUCUCCUACAGCAUCAUCAGCCAGGAGCCAGCAGGCACAGGUCACAUGUUCACCAUCGACGCAAAGACGGGCAAAGUGUACGUCAAAGAGCCGACGCUUGACAGAGAGAAUUAUGACUUGUACAAACUGGUUGUAAUGGGGAGAGAUUUGGCCGGAGCACCAGGAGGGCGAACGGGGACAGGAACAGUGGAGAUCAAGGUCGUGGAUAUUAACGAUAACAUCCCCACUCUGGAGAAAUCUGAGUGCUCCGGCUCGGUGGAUGAAAAUGUUGUUGACGUUGUUGUGAUGAGAAUCAAAGCUCUGGACAAGGAUCUUGAGUACUCAGACAACUGGGUGACCCUCUUUUCAAUCGACAAAGGAAACGAGGACAAUCUCUUCUCAAUUGAGACGGACAGAGAAACAAAUGAGGGCAUCCUGAAGCUAAUCAAGCCUGUGGACUUUGAGGAAAUCCAAAAUCUUGAGCUUGGCCUUCUGAUUAAAAAUGUAGCAUCUUUUGUGGAGGGUGGUCCGGGUGGAGUUGAUUGCAAGAUAGCGGUGAAUAAUAUGCCAGAGGAUCCAGCGUUCAUACCUGACACCAAGAUUGUUCCUGUGUCAGAAGAUCCAGAUAAAGAUCCUACAGACUGUGAUCACAGUGUUCCUGCUGAUCCAGACACAGGAAAACCAGCAGAAAAUGUCAAUUAUGCUAAAGCCUAUGAUCCAGACCACUGGUUUACCAUCGAUGAAAAAACGGCAGAGAUCAAACUCAACAAAGCACCUGACAAGGAGUCACCGUUCUUGGUGAAUGGAACGUACAUCGCCAAGAUUGUGGCGAUAACUAAAGACAUGCCGGCAAAGACAGCAACAGGAACAAUCGCCAUCCAAGUCUCUGACUUCAACGACCACUGCCCCACUCUCAAAACUAGCCACGUCACUCUGUGCUCGAACGAAAAAACGGUAUACGUCACCGGCCUGGACGAGGACUCCCAUCCCAACGCUGCGCCGUUCACGUUCAGAAUCCUGUCCGAGGGGACUCAUGGCAGCUGGGUUCUGGAAGUCCUCAAUGAGACGACUGCUGCUCUCCACUCUCAGGAGGCUCUGUGGCCGGGUACAUACGAGUUGCAAGUGGAGGUGUCGGACAAUCAGGGUCUGUCCUGCCCAGACAAGGAGGUUUUUCACGUUGAUGUUUGUACCUGUGGGACAGCAGAGACGUGCUACAGGAAACUGCAAACGCCUUCAUCUGAGCUCGCUGCCCCAGCCAUCGGUCUGAUGUUCCUGGCAAUGUGCUUACUGCUGCUACUUCUUCUUUUCCUACUGUACUGUCAGUGCGGAGGAAAAGAGGCCCUGUUUCCCGAUCAAUUUAACGAUUUGCCGUUUGACACCAAACAACACCUCAUGUCCUACCACACUGAGGGCAAAGGCGAGGCAGUCCCACUCCAAAGUGUCCCUAUCAGGUCCCUAUCAGCACCGGACGUGAACUUUCCAAAGCAGAGAUUAUUAAACAUGGAAAACUAUCAGACCAACACAUACUUUAAUGAAUCCGUGCAGAAAUUUCAGGAAAGCAGCCAAAACUUCAUGGAGGUCGAUGGCUACAGGUUUGCUCGGCAAUCAUUUGACCGCCGCAGCAGCAAAUCUCAGCAAUUCACGAAGCUAGGAUUUGGUACUCAAAAGUCGACUCAUCUCUAUGAGGAUAUGGCUUUACCUGAGUCUUUUCUCGAUCACUACUACACAGAGAAAGCAAUGUUUGUUGAGCUGGGCAAGGAUGGUAUGUUGCAGUUCAAUUACGAGGGACAAGAUUCCUGUGCAGGUUCAGUGGGCUGCUGCAGCCUCCUGGAGCCUGACAAUGACCUACAGUUCCUAAAUGACUUAGAGCCCAAGUUCCAGACUCUUGCUGACAUCUGUUUACCUCCGACACCAAAACCGUCCCUGCCUGACAAAGUCGUAGAUGCUGAUUUAGUAAUCGAUACACAACACACUGUUGAGACAAAACAAGCCAAUGUGAAUACAGAGAAGGUAGUGUCGUCUGUUAACGUCACCAAACCAACCGAACCUCCACCCAUGAAAAUAACUCAGUCUGAGGUCACUAACAUCAGUCAGUCAUCUCACAUCCAUCAGUCAUCUAACAUCCAUCACACUGCUACUUUGCCUUCUCCGGUUCAGACUGUUGUCCUGCAGCAGCAGCCAGUUUACUACACCAGCCCUAUGCUACAACCCAUGCAGUACGUAGUUCAACCACAGAUGCAGACCACAGUUCUUUUGGCAGAUGGGGCCCAUGGAGCCAAUGUUCCAGGACUGUAUGUAGUCAGUGGGUCCCAGACUGCUUCUGGAGUCCCAUUCAAUAUGCCCACAGCCCCUGCUCCUGCUCCUGCGCUAGUUAUGCACGGCUUUGAGAGCCCCAAAAGCUCUGCUAGCCCGACCAGACUUGUCAGCUCCACGCAGUUGCUACCUGGUAGCAUAAACUUGCCCCAGGGCUCAUUCCGUGCAGAGGGUUGGAAAGUCGUAGGAUCAAAUACCAAUGGUAAUCAUGUGAUGGUUAAAAAGAAACCUAAGAAAAGUUUGCCAAGUGUGACAGAUCCUGUGAAUUCAGGCUCAUCUAGGCCCAGAGGUGCUGUCCUGGUAAAAGAGGCUGCUUCCCCUCAGGGGAUAUCAGACACAGCAGCCCAGAAGAGUGUGUAUGGCAUUCUGCCAGGACACACUGUUGCUAAAAAUGGGGGUGUUUUUGCAGGUAAUGGAGGUGGGCAAAUGUGGGGUGGGCAGCCAGAGCAGAUGGGGUAGCCAAGAGUGGCUGGGAUGUGGCCCGCUGGAAUUAGUACAGUGGGUGUUCAGCAGGCCAGUGUAAAUCAGUUCCAAGGAACUUUCACUACUUUAGGACAAACAAUGAAUACCGCUGGUUUCCCAAAGGCAAGUACACUUGAUUCCCAAAAGGAGAACAAUACCAUUGACAAUAAAUAUAACUUCACUCCUAAUGAAAUCAUAAAAUGUCAUCUACCCUCAAAGGAAGAGGUCCAGAUGAGAAAUCUGUUUCAGGACAGCAGUGAUGCAGAUUCAGCAAAUGGCAGAUUGUACAACUGAAGAGUCACCAUCAGAGGAUGUGAUUACCUUCACAUCACAAGAGGACACAAGAGAUGACUAGUGAGUUGGUCCAUGUUGAUAUUAAAAACAAUGUAGGUAUCCAAGAGACUAUAGCUCAAGUGUCAGAAAAGUCCUCAGUUGAUCAUCUAAAUGAAGCCGCUGUGAAACCAUUAGUAGAACCAGAUGUAUUACAUGAAUCAAAAGCAACCGGCAGAUACAGCAAAUUUAAUUUUACUCUUUAUUUUCCUUCUAAGUCCACAUACUAUACCCCCGUACUCUGAUGUGUCUAUUCAAAUUGCAAUUUAAAAUUCAGACGGGGUGUUUUGGGUUUUUUCAACAUGGACGCUAUUGUAUGUUUAUAAGUGAGUUUGAACAACUGGACUGAAGUACAAAGCCAUGUUUAUAGUGGGUCCUUCUGUCUGUUUGCUUUCUUUUUUUCUUUGAUUAUAUACAUUUGAGAUUAUUUCUUGUGCAUACGAUUACAGAUGGACUGUUUUGUGUUUUGUGUGUCUUUCAGUGAGUGAUAUUUUAGAUCGAUAUAACUACAUUUGCGUAACGCAUAACAUAAUUUGUAAAAGCUGUUAAAAUGCUUUUAAAAAGUUAAAAGUCAGUUUAUAUGAUUGGUGGGAAGAAGUUCACAUUGACGCUUCUUUAACUUUAAUUUUCCUACAUCUACAACUGUGUUAGAGCUACAUGUUUUUAUUAGUUGUCAAAAAGCUGCUUUACAGACAAUACUGUGUUUGAUUUACGCGCACACCUGUCUGCACACUUGCAUAUGGGCGUAUGUCUGUCAGUGUGGUGGGAGGGGAAACAUGAUUAACAUAACCUAUCAAACUUUAUUGCAUACUGGUGUUUUUACUACUCACUAUUAAUAAAUGUGACACUGUAUACAAUGUAGUGUUCUUUAGUGUUCUCAUCUGA